Chroicocephalus ridibundus (black-headed gull) is the source of this 1313-nucleotide messenger RNA. RefSeq names its product ring finger protein 115 (gene RNF115). Lineage: Eukaryota; Metazoa; Chordata; Aves; Charadriiformes; Laridae. Gene Ontology annotation, cellular component: cytoplasm. Gene Ontology annotation, biological process: protein ubiquitination. The transcript is spliced from 9 exons. The coding region runs from base 150 to 1052 and encodes 300 amino acids. The record is from RefSeq and is a predicted model, not a curated record. Gene Ontology annotation, molecular function: ubiquitin protein ligase activity.
GCGCUGCUCGGCGGGGAGCAGACGAGAAGACCGGAAGCUCGAGGUCUAGCCGGCCGUUCCGGCGGGCGCUCUGUCCGGCGGGCCGCCUCCUCGCUGCCCCGGCGGAGGACUGACGGCAGGGAGCCGGCGGAGGCGGGGGGAGAGAGAAGAUGGCGGAGGCCUCGGCAGCGGCGGCGGCCGCCGUGUCCCAGCACCGCUUCUUCUGCCACAGCUGCAAGGGGGAGGUCAGCCCCAAGCUGCCGGAGUACACUUGCCCGAGAUGUGAAUCCGGCUUUAUCGAAGAAGUCACGGAUGAUUCCAGUUUUCUAGAUGGCAGCGGCAUCGACGACGGCCCAUCCACACAGUUUGCAGAGCUUUGGGACCAUUUGGACCACACGAUGUUCUUUCCCGACCUCAGACCCUUUCUGAGUAGCAGCUCACUGGAUCAAGACAGCAGGGACAAUGAGAGGGGCCACCAAGCUCACGCCGACCUCUGGGGACCAAGCCGACCCCCGCGAUUGCCCAUGACGCGAAGGUACCGAUCCCGGGGCAGCUCGCGCCCCGACAGGUCUCCUGCUAUCGAAGGAAUAAUACAGCAGAUCUUUGCGGGGUUUUUUGCAAACUCGGCGAUUCCUGGCUCACAACACCCUUUUUCCUGGAGUGGGAUGCUGCACUCCAAUCCCGGGGACUAUGCGUGGGGACAGAGCGGCCUUGAUGCUAUUGUCACCCAGCUCUUGGGGCAGCUGGAAAACACGGGACCGCCGCCGGCCGACAAAGAGAAGAUCUUGUCUCUCCCGACGGUGACAGUAACUCAGGAACAAGUCGAUACGGGUUUGGAGUGUCCGGUGUGCAAAGAGGACUACGCGGUAGCGGAGCAGGUUCGGCAGUUACCGUGCAAUCACUUCUUCCACAGCAACUGCAUCGUGCCCUGGUUAGAGCUGCACGACACGUGUCCCGUCUGCAGGAAGAGCUUAAAAGGGGAAGAUUCGACUCGGCAAACGCAAAACCCCGAGGCCUCGGCGAGCAACGGCUUCAGCAGCGAAAGCCAACUACACGAUCGAUGGACUUUCUGACGCUCGGGGGCUCUGGCCGGAGUAUUGUUCCUACAGAUGUACAUUGUAUUAUAAUUCAAACAGAAAAAAGAAAAACCCAAGAGUAGCAGGAAAUCUAGGGCUGGGGGCGGGGAGGGGUGGGGGUGGGGGGGGGAAGGAACCCGCCCCGUGGUAUUACUGCACCGAGUGCUGUCUUUUUCCCGAAACUUUAGCAUCUCCCAGCGAAUCGCGUCUCCGUUGGAAAUCGCCUCGUUAGUCCUAAAUCCCGAGCCUUUGGAGUGA